Trichomycterus rosablanca is the source of this 3593-nucleotide messenger RNA. It is a transcript of the gene dtx2, whose product is annotated as deltex 2, E3 ubiquitin ligase. Gene Ontology annotation, cellular component: nucleoplasm. NCBI's taxonomy places the organism in Eukaryota, Metazoa, Chordata, Actinopteri, Siluriformes, Trichomycteridae. Gene Ontology annotation, molecular function: ubiquitin protein ligase activity; zinc ion binding. The record is from RefSeq and is a predicted model, not a curated record. Gene Ontology annotation, biological process: Notch signaling pathway; protein ubiquitination. The transcript has 9 exons. The coding region runs from base 424 to 2193 and encodes 589 amino acids.
AGCGGUGUGGGUUUGUUUUGGAUGUUUAGCGGAACCCUGAAGGCGACGAGUAGAGAAGUGGCGCACAGGACACAGCAAUGCUUACAGUAUCGUCUAAGACGUUGUGUUUUCCUCACAACUUUGGUUAAUUUUAUUGUAUUUUGACAUGUUUUAAUUUCACAGUUGACGGUUUCGUUUUCUGAGGGGAAAGCUAGCAUUCGGAGGUUAGCCUGUUAGCUUUGCGAUCAGCUGGUAGGCGACAAAAGAUGCAGGUCGGUUAGCUUAACGCCAGUGCAGUGAAUAUGUAGCUAAACUGUUAACUUUGAAUUAUUUCUUAGGUUUAAUCUCGGGCGAACAAACAAAUGAAACUCGUCAGCUAACGGCUGUUUAGCUUUAAAACGGGUAUCUCGCCCUGAAACUAGCUAGCCAGUUAUCGUUAGCAACAUGGCCACCGCUCCAGGCUUCUCCUCGGGUGUAAACGGCUCCAGAAGUGGCCCGUCUGUCUCCGCGUCCUCCUCCGGAUCAGCCAGCCAGGCUCAGCCCAUGGUGAUGGUCUGGGAAUGGCAGGACUAUUCGGGUUUGUGGCGGCCUUAUAGCAGCCAGGUGAGUUGUUUUAUCGAGCAGUGUCUCCAGCAGCAGCAGCGGCCGGGCUGUCCGGCCAUCAGCAGCAUCUCCCUGGGUCAGUCCGAUCCCAGCCUGUCAGCCUACAUCAUCGAUAUACCGAACCUGAAACAGUUCCGACAGGACAGCGGUAAGAUGCGCUCUGUACGGCGCAGCCUGUACCCACAGUCCUCCGCCCUGAGCAGCGGUGUGCUCUGGGAAUGGGCCAACGACGAAGGAGGCUGGACGGCCUACGAGAUGCACACCUCCCUCCUCCUGGAGCACAGCUACCAAACCCGCCAAGCCUCGGUGGACCUGGCUCCGCAGGGCCACAACUACGUCAUAGAGCUCCUAACGCUCGAGCAGAUCAACAAGAAAUCGGGCUACAGGCGCCGCGUGCGCAGGCAGUCCGGCGUCGGCUACCCCUCUGCGUCUGGCUCGAACGCGGGUUCAGCCUCCGGCUCCGUCAUCCAUUCAGGCGCUGCGUGCAUGUGCCAUCAGUGCUUAAACCACGGUCCCAUGCCCGGCCGGUCCCGCAACUCUUUCUCGGGUGGGGCCGGACCGUCGUACUCGCCGUAUCCCAGAAGGCCGCUGUCUGUAGGGCACAUGGCGUUGGGAGGCCCAUGGAGCCCGGCAGCUUCGUCUAUGGGUCAGCCUCCAGGGCCGUCGCAUUCAUUCUCUACGAACGCAAACGGAUUAAGCGUCACAGCUAUUCCCCUGCAGCUGAACGGCUCCAGCAGCGUGAGUGCCGCCCUGGCAGGCAUGGCUUCCAUUUUGAUGUCAGCAGCAGGACUGGGAGUUCGCUUCAUCACCGGGCCCCCCAGCAAGCCCAGCCAAGCCCAGGCCGGCUCCGUUAAGAGGGCAAAGAGACAGCACAGGACAGCUGGCCAGAAACCAGAGGAAGUCAUUAAGAGAUACAUGGAGGAAGUGUCUACUAUUCCUGACGAGGACUGUAUGAUCUGCAUGGAGCGCCUGUCUUGCCUCUCCGGUUACGACAACCCUGAAGACGGCGGCCGGUCCCUGAAGCCCAACAUGGUGGGGAAGUUUACCAAGUGCGGCCACACCCUGCACAUGCUCUGCAUGCUGGCCAUGUACAACAACGGAAACAAGGAUGGCAGCCUGCAGUGCCCCUCAUGCAAGACAAUCUACGGAGAAAAGACUGGCACCCAACCAAAAGGCAAGAUGGAGAUCUACUGCGUCCCCCUGUCCCUCCCCGGCCACUCGGACUGCGGCACCAUCCAGAUCAUCUACAACGUCCCACCCGGGAUACAGGGCCCGGAGCACCCGAAACCUGGCCAGGCGUACACCAGUCGAGGCUUUCCUCGCCUCUGCUUCCUGCCUGAUAACGAGAAGGGUAGAAAGGUCCUGGAGCUACUGAAGGUGGCGUGGACGCGGCGGCUGAUCUUCACAGUGGGCACGUCCAGCACGACAGGCGAGCCCGACACCGUGGUGUGGAACGAGAUCCACCACAAGACCGAGAUGAUGUCCAACGUGUCGGGUCACGGUUACCCCGACCCCAACUACUUGGACAACGUCCUGGCCGAGCUGGCAGCGCAGGGGGUGACCGAGGACUGCCUGAAACGCGGCGUGCCCAAACAGCGCGAGCCCAAGUAGCAAUCGAAACUGAUCAAAUCUACGCAGUCUGGUCAGACAGUGCCGUUUUAAGCAUGCUGUAACUGCGGAUUGCGUCGUUCCUAAAUACACAAGCUAGAAUGAGCUGGACUUGCAGGCAGAAUUGCGAUCGACAUGCUUUUUAAAUCAGCUGCGCAGGCUACGAUGGGCUGGACGAGUCACCAAGCUCAUUUUUCUUUACCCGACAUGUUUUUUGGGCAUUUCUGGGCAUCUUUAUAUCUGUUAAACUGGGCUUCGUUCACACUGCAGGUACAGAUAUGUGGCAUUUUUAUCUCAAUCUGUGACAGUCACACAUAGUUUGCAAAUCCGAUCUGUAUCUGGUAAAUCUACGGCUUAAAAAUUCAACCGAAUUAUUAAAUUAGCCUUUUUAAAAUUUCUUUUCAUGUCUUACCACCACUUUGUCCUGGUCAGGGUCGUAGUGGGUCCAGAUUUCCCUGGAAUCAAUCGCUGGACACAAUGCAGUAACACAUCCUGGACAGCCUCAGAUGUAACCAAUCCACCUGUAUGCUUGUCCGACCGGCCCACAGAACAGCUGGGGAUUUGAACCCUGGGUAGCUGUAGUGGGCUGGUGCAGUUUACCCACUCGUGUGUCAGCCACAGUAAUUGCUAAUAGGUGGUGUUAGUAGGUGUUUAGGAAAUUAUAUGCUUCCAACUUUGCAGCAACAGUUUAGGGAAGGCCCUUUCCUUUUUCCUGCAUGACCUCAGCCCCACUGAACAGCUUUGAAAUGAACUGGAAUACCAACUGAGGCUUUCUUGACCAACAUCAAAUGCUGCCAUAGUGAUAAAAGAUCAGAGCUCACUUCUUUAAUAGCAUUUGUUCUUGAAACGGGACGUCCAACGAGCUCACGGUCAGGUGUCCAAACACUUUUGGACAAAUACUAAGCAGAUGUAUAUGCUCCCCGGUGUCGAGUUCUUCUUCCAUCCAUUUGUGUUGAACCGGAAAUCAAUCCAGCAGAGAAACCUACUUAAUCCCGCAGUGUGAACGAAGCCCAUCAAAAGGCAGCUGUGGCUUCAAAUCCGAACAUGCAAUUUCCAGCGGCACUUUAGCAUCCGCGGCGCAGUAAACCGAGGCGUUUCCCAGGCCGGGUGAAGCUCGAGCGACUAACUGUUAUUUUCUUCACAAAGUAUUUCGGUCUUUUGAGCGGCCUCGGCGGGGCGUCUUUUUCAAAUUCGUCCUGGCACGACUGGCAUCGGGAUACACGUACAAUCAAACACUGGUCUCUGCAAUACACGUCUCGGCGUGGCACCAACUUCCAGUACCGUGAUUGGCGAGUGAUUUAAGGAGCACAAAUGCAAAUCUUUUUUUUUGACUAGUACUGGAUGAGUGUUUUUUUUUUUUUAUUACAAAUUAAAUCAUAAUAAAAUAAAACUAUUAUAAUUUA